AUGCGUUCCCCAGACAAGUGUGUGAAGUGCAACGUGGAGUGCAAUGUGGACGGGUCUGACGCUGUGAAGUGCUCGGAGUGCGGCGAUGUGCUACACGUGGCCUGUGCGGGACCGAACGUGCAGAGAAAGACGCGAAAAAAUAAUCAGUUCAAGUGCGACAAAUGUAAAGAGUCGUCGGUAUCCAUUUCAAGUGCUAGUGACAGUGAGGAGUCGUCGCUACUUAAAGCAAUUAAUAGUUUGCGCGCCGAUUUCACCAAUACGCUUGGUAAAAAACUCUCUGAAAUGGAGAAAAAGAUAAAUGAAUCGAUCCACGGUAAGCUUAACGAAAUAAAUGACAAAAUUAAUUCGUGGCAAGAGACAGUUGUAACGUCAAUAACAGAUCUAAAAUCCGAAAACGAACUGUUGAGAGAGGAGUGUGGCGAGCUGAAAUCACGGUGUGAUGACCUGUCCAAGCAGGUCGGCACUUUGACGGAAGACCUUCAGGAACUGCAACAAUACAGCAGAAUAGACAAUCUAGAGAUCGUCGGAGUCCCCCUGACUAAGGACGAGGAUGUCUACGCAGUGCUGCAAGCAGUCGCCAACGCCAUAAAGACGCCCUGGAGGCGUGAUGACAUCUCCAUCGCACACCGAGUACCUUCGAGUCGCCAACGCUUCCCUAACAUCAUCGUGCGCUUCAUCAGACGGACUGCCAAGCAUGCAUGGAUCAGCUCAGCCAAAGAUCUACCAGAGAACCUGACAGCCUUCAUGGUCCACCGAAGCUUCCCCAACUCACCUGUCUUCAUAAACGAACACCUGUCAGCUCACAGUAAGGCAACUUUAAACCAUGCCAAGACAUUAGUAAAAGAGAAACGUCUGGCAUAUGCAUGGGUGAAGGAAGGUAAAAUUCUUGUGAGGAAGACACCUAACGAGAGGCCGAAGCGAGUGAGGAGCGUCAAGGAUGUGGAGGCGGCAGCGGGGGCGGCGGUUCAGCAGAAGCAGACCAACGACGAGGACAAUGGUGAAGAAUCAGCCGAAACAACGGACAGGUGUGAAGAUCGUCGUGGCCAGGAUGUGUAA
Messenger RNA from Macrosteles quadrilineatus (aster leafhopper), 1056 nucleotides. RefSeq lists its product as uncharacterized. The transcript has a single exon. The record is from RefSeq and is a predicted model, not a curated record. The coding region runs from base 1 to 1056 and encodes 351 amino acids. Lineage: Eukaryota; Metazoa; Arthropoda; Insecta; Hemiptera; Cicadellidae.